UCAAAAUUAGUCAAGUACAAUAAUAUCAAGAAACCUUCAAUAGAUGAAAGUGAGUAAUUCUUCUUAGUUGCAGUAAGUUUCAUAUAGAGAACAGAAGUAGACACACAAGUACAGAACAAAGGAAGUAAAAGAAAAAGGAGAAGUGGGAUCAGCUAGAAACUACUAUCUGUAAAAUUUGGCAUAUACAAUAAAUAUAUAUAUAUCCACAGAGCUAACAUCUGUUUCAACAUUGAAUUUUGUGUCAAAUCUGUUACACCAUUUAAGUCUUUCCAUGGAGGUGAGUGCUGGUCUAGUUGCAGGCACUCACAACAAGGAUGAAAUAGUUAUUAUUCGUCGCGAUAGUGAAUUUUCUGCAAGGCCAAUGGAGCAGCUGAGUGGUCAAAUUUGCAAAAUAUGUGGUGAUGAAGUCGGGUUCACAGUAGAUGGAGAGCCCUUUAUAGCUUGCAAUGAAUGUGCUUUUCCAGUUUGUAGAACUUGUUAUGAUUAUGAGCGGCGUGAAGGUAGCCAAGUUUGUCCACAGUGCAAAACUCGUUUCAAUCGUCUAAAAGGGUGUCCUAGAGUACAUGGUGAUGAGGAAGAAGAUAACAUUGAUGAUGUUGACAACGAGUUCAAUUUUGAAAAUGAUCGCGUGAAACAUGAUUUCCAGUGUUAUGGUUUCGAGCAUUUUGACUCCAGCCACCAAAUUCCACGAGUUCCCAGUGUUAUGCAUAUGCCUUAUCAUGUUAUGGUAGAUGAUGAUAUCGAUCCAGACAAACAUGCACUAGUACCGAUGGGGUCAGCAGGGCUCUGUGGCAAAGGGGCACUUUCCCUUCCCUACCGAUAUACCAACAAUAGAGUGCAAUCGCUGGAUCCGUCAAAGGACUUAGCUCUUUAUGGCUAUGGAAGUAUAGCUUGGAAGGAGAGGAUGGAAAGUUGGAAACAAAAGAUGACGAAAGAUAGUGGUGACAAAGACGGGGAUAAUAAUGAAGAUGAAUUUGAUUUAUCAGUGUUGAAUGAAGCAAGACAACCAUUAUCAAGGAGAUUGCCAAUUCCAUCUAGCCAAAUCAACCCGUACAGAAUUGUCAUCAUAAUUCGGCUGGUUGUUCUUGGUUUUUUCUUUCAUUAUAGGGUCACUCAUCCUGUUACCGAUGCUUAUGGAUUGUGGCUAGUCUCUGUAAUAUGUGAAAUUUGGUUUGCUGUUUCAUGGAUCCUUGAUCAAUUCCCUAAGUGGCUUCCCAUUGAAAGGGAAACUUACCUUGACCGAUUGUCCCUCAGAUAUGAAAAAGAAGGGCAGCCUUCUCAACUUUCUGUAGUGGAUAUAUUCGUGAGUACUGUAGAUCCACUUAAAGAACCUCCUCUGGUGACUGCAAACACGGUUUUGUCCAUUCUGGCUGUGGACUACCCAGUCAAUAAGGUGUCAUGCUAUGUAUCGGAUGAUGGGGCUUCUAUGCUGACCUUUGAAGCAUUAUCAGAAACAGCUGAGUUUGCUAAGAAAUGGAUUCCUUUCUGCAAGAAAUUUAAUAUUGAGCCUCGCGCUCCUGAGUCGUAUUUUUCUCAGAAUAUGGAUUAUCUCCAAGGCAAGGUUUUGACUUCAUUUAUAAAAGAACGACGAGCAAUGAAGAGAGAUUAUGAGGUAUUUAAAGUACGUGUAAAUGCUCUGGUUGCUAAAGCGCAAAAUGUACCUGAGGAAGGGUGGACAAUGCAGGAUGGAACUCCUUGGCCUGGGAAUAAUGUUAGAGAUCAUCCUGGCAUGAUUCAGGUCAUCCUAGGCCAGAAGGGGGGGCUGGAUACAGAUGGAAAGGAAUUACCUCGACUAGUAUAUGUAUCCAGAGAAAAAAGACCUGGAUUCAACCAUCACAAGAAGGCUGGUGCAAUGAAUGCUCUGGUCAGGGUAUCUGCUGUGCUCACUAAUGCUCCUUACUUGUUGAAUUUGGAUUGUGAUCACUAUAUCAACAACAGCAAAGCCAUUAGGGAAGCUAUGUGUUUCAUGAUGGAUCCAUCGCUCGGGAAGAGUGUUUGCUAUGUUCAGUUCCCUCAGAGAUUUGAUGGCAUUGACAGGAAUGAUCGAUAUGCUAAUAGGAACACGGUGUUCUUUGAUAUUAACAUGAAAGGAUUAGAUGGAAUUCAAGGACCUAUAUACAUUGGAACUGGAUGUAUGUUCAGACGCCAGGCACUCUAUGGACUCGAUGCGCCCAAGCAGAAGAAAGCUCCGUCGAGGAUAUGCAAUUGCUGGUUAAACUGGUGCUGCUACAAAAGUUGUUGCUGCAGAAGGAAAAGGAAAAAUAAGAAGCCUAAUUCAGAGGUCAAGCCUCUUUUAAAUGACGAAGACUCCCUUGACUUAGUGGUCUCACAAGAGGGCACCCAAGGUGACAAUCAAGCUCAAAUCUCUGACCACAAGUUAGAAAACAAAUUUGGCCAAUCUCCGGUUUUUGUUGUAUCAACACUGCUAGAAAAUGGUGGGACUUUUAAAAGUGCUAGUACAGCUUCUCUGCUAAAAGAGGCUAUUUAUGUAAUAAGCUGUUGCUAUGAAGAUGAAACAGAGUGGGGAAAAGAGAUUGGCUGGAUAUAUGGUUCAGUCACAGAGGACAUAUUAACAGGCUUCAAAAUGCAUUGUCAUGGCUGGAGAUCCAUAUAUUGCAUUCCUAAAAGGCCUGCAUUUAAAGGAUCAGCACCGAUCAAUCUAUCAGAUCGUCUCCACCAAGUCCUUCGAUGGGCUCUUGGUUCUAUUGAAAUUUUUUUCAGCAGGCAUUGUCCUCUCUGGUAUGGAUGUGGUGGUGGUCUCAAUUGGCUCGAACGUUUCUCAUACAUAAGUUCCACCAUUUAUCCUUUCACAUCUCUUCCCCUCGUCGCUUAUUGCACUCUACCUGCUGUAUGCUUGCUCACAGGAGACUUCAUUACACCCGAGCUUGACAAUUCUGCUGCCCUAUGGUUUUUGUCGCUUUUCAUUUGCAUUUUUGCAACAAGCAUUCUUGAAAUGAGAUGGAGUGGAGUAGCGAUACAUGAAUGGUGGAGGAACGAACAAUUUUGGGUGAUCGGAGGUGUUUCAGCACAUCUAUUCGCUGUGUUCCAAGGUUUACUAAAGGUGUUAGCCGGUGUGGACACAAACUUCACAGUAACAUCAAAAUCCGGGGACUAUGAAGAAUUCUCAGAGCUUUAUGCAUUCAAAUGGACAACUCUUCUCAUUCCACCAACCACAUUGUUGCUACUAAACAUUAUAGGAUUUGUUGCUGGUAUCUCCAAUGCUAUAAACAAUGGAUACGAUUCAUGGGGGCCGUUAUUUGGGAAGCUAUUUUUUGCUUUCUGGGUGAUUAUUCAUCUCUAUCCAUUCCUGAAAGGACUUUUGGGUAGAAAGAACAGAACACCGAUGAUCAUCAUUGUCUGGUCAAUCUUACUUGCUUCCAUAUUUUCACUUUUAUGGGUAAGGAUUGAUCCAUUUUCGGCGAAAACGGAUGGUCCACUUCUUGAAGAGUGUGGAUUGGAUUGUAACUAGUAUGGAAAUAAGUUCAAACUCAUAAAUAGAAGAAGAUAUUUAUGAGUUCCUAAAGUAAA
Lycium barbarum (goji berry) is the source of this 3528-nucleotide messenger RNA. Its product is annotated as probable cellulose synthase A catalytic subunit 3 [UDP-forming]. Bases 272 to 3469 code for a protein of 1065 amino acids. The record is from RefSeq and is a predicted model, not a curated record. Gene Ontology annotation, biological process: cellulose biosynthetic process; plant-type primary cell wall biogenesis. The transcript has 14 exons. Gene Ontology annotation, cellular component: plasma membrane; trans-Golgi network. Lineage: Eukaryota; Viridiplantae; Streptophyta; Magnoliopsida; Solanales; Solanaceae. Gene Ontology annotation, molecular function: cellulose synthase (UDP-forming) activity.